Messenger RNA from Plutella xylostella (diamondback moth), 3986 nucleotides. It is a transcript of the gene Dmtn, whose product is annotated as transmembrane and coiled-coil domain 2 protein Dmtn. The record is from RefSeq and is a predicted model, not a curated record. Gene Ontology annotation, cellular component: endomembrane system. Lineage: Eukaryota; Metazoa; Arthropoda; Insecta; Lepidoptera; Plutellidae.
AUAGAAGAACCGAAACGUUUCAUUAUCAUCCGGUCAUCCCACCGCACACGUCUUUUCUAUUCCGUUGUUUUCUGUCAUUCAAAUUGUGAUUGUGAAGUGAUUAUUAGUUCUUUUCGUGGAAAAUAUGAAUACAGAGCCGCUAAUAUAGCGAACGGAGCCUAUCUGAAUAUAGUUUCAGAGUGAAAUUUACAGAAACACCUUACCAUGCCCCGUGACCAUCCAAUGCCGUGAGCCACCAUGGACACUCUCCACGUGUCCGCCGCCAGCAAGGCAUCCUCCCGCAGCCAGAGCCCCGCGGGGGAGGUGUCCGAUGACGUCAUCCGCUCCCGCGCCGCGCCGCCGGCCAACCACAAUGCGGGCAGUGAGCCGGGGUCGUCGUCGUCGUCACGCCACGGCGAGUUCGUGAAGCACCACGCCAAGUCGCACUCGCGCGACCUGGGGACCAGCCCGCUCAGCGCCAACAACUCCGGCAACUCUAGGGAUCUAGAAGAUUCGCCCCAAAAGAAGAUGCUCCCUGGUCUAAUGGCUCCUGCUGACUACAGCGGCGUGUAUAGUCCCAACGUGUCGUACGCCAUGUCAUCAGCUGACGAGUACGGGUCACCCGCUUAUAGAGGUCAAGAUGGAGAUUACGGCUCUCCAGACGAGAACGACUCCACCCCCAGCGGCACCUCGUCGAAGGCGCAGGCCGCCAUCGCGCACCUCAACAGCAAGAUCGUGAGGACCAAGGACCUCAUUAGAUUGGAGCAGACUAUACGGGAUGACAACGUGAACGAAUACCUCAAGCUAGCAGCCAACGCGGACAAGCAGCAACUCGGCCGCAUCAAGGCGGUGUUCGAGAAGAAGAACCAGAAGAGCGCGCUCUGCAUCGCUCAACUGCAGAAGAAGCUCGAGGGGUACAACAAACGCAUCCGGAACUGGGAGUUCGUUCUGUCUCAGGUGGGCAGCGGCGGCCAGGCGCACCGGCAGCCCCGGGAGGUGCUGAGGGACAUGGGGCAGGGGCUCAAGAACGUGGGCGGCAACAUCCGCGACGGCAUCACCGGGCUCGGGGGCAGCGUGAUGGCGGCGCCGCGCGAGUUUGCGCACCUCUUCUCACGGUCCAACCGCUUCGGCUCGGCGGAUAAUAUCGCGCAGCUCGCCGAUAACACUGGGCCUUCACCACAACACGCGGAGUUGAGAGCGAACGCGUCGUCCGAAGGUUCCCGAGCGUCAGAGGCCGGCGAAGCGGCAGCGCCGCGCGGGUCCACACUGCCCAGAGCGGCAACGUCGCCCGCGCCCAAGUUCUCACCCGAUGCCAGCCCGAGCUCGUCCGUCACUAGUGAGGGGGGACCUUACCCGACGCAGGGGGGUUCAAACAACAUGUCAGAGGCGACGUUCUCCAUCAAGCCCAUCCUCAACGAGUUGAGGGAGAGACGGGAGGAGUACGAGCGAUUGGCUGAGAAGAUGGAUGCUUUGAAGAACCUGUCGCAGGAGGUGUCGUUCCUGUCGGCGGCGCUGCAGGAGGAGCGCUUCAAGUCGGAGCGCCUCGAGGAGCAGGUCAACGACCUCACCGAGUUGCAUCAGAAUGAGGUGGAGAAUCUGAAGCAGGCGCUAACGGACGUGGAGGAGAAGGUGCAGUACCAGAGCGAGGAGCGCAUCCGGGACAUCCACGAGGCGCUCGACUUGUGCCAGACGAAGAUAAGCAAGCUAGAGCAGUGGUGCGCGGGCGGCGCGGGCGGCGGCGGCGGCGGCGGGCUGCCGGACGCGGGCGCGGCGCACGCGCUGCCGCCGCGGCUGCUGCUGGUCAAGCUGCUCAAUGUCGCGCUCACGCUGUUGCAGCUCGCGCUGUUGUUAGUGGCUACGGCUGCGGGCAUUGCCAUGCCGUUUUUGAGGACUAGAGUGCGAGUCCUGACAACAAGCCUCGCCGUCAUGCUCGGGGUGAUGGUGCUCAAACAGUGGCCGGAAGUCACCCAACUAUCAGAGCACCUCGUGAGGAGAUUGAAGGAGUAUCUGCUGGACAAGCACCACGACAGGUAUGAGUGCAGAUCGUUAUGUGGUUGAUUUAUUUUCAAUCGGAGAAUCGUUGGAACAUUGCAAUUUUGUCCUGAGAAGUAUAUUUGAAUAACUCUCAAAUAGAUCUCUACUAAAAAGCUUCAGAGCUCAUAUUUUGAAAUACCUACACAAUUUUACCAGCUUUAAUUGUAAACGAUAAUUGUAGCUAAUAUUUCGUGUAGAUUUCGCAAUAUAAGCACUGUUGGAGUCCCAAGGACCGCUGAAUAUGUACAAAAUGGACAUACUUACAAAAUGUUGAAAAUGGAAUAGCAAUUAUUGAAAGUUGUGAUGUAUUCAUUCAACCCCUUGGGGGGCUCAAUAUGCUGCAGCGCUUGCCACGAAUAUAAGUUUCACUAUAUCGAUUUACCUACCUGAGUACACAUUACACACAUAUUUUACAUUGAUUUUAAUGUUGCUUAUCAAUACACGGAACAUACCCUACUGUAUUCGUAUACGCCCCUUCUGUCCAGCAGCAAGCUAUGGCUAACAUAACUAUAACUUAUAUUUGCGGUGAGCCUGUGACAUCCUAGAAAAUGCUCAUUACCGCUUUAUCUACUACUUUAACUACAAGAUGUAAUUACUUAUAGAUUAUUUUUAUGUGAUGAUGACGUUAUGUAUAAGGUUAUACAUUUUUGUCUCCGGUCUCUUUGAUACAUUUAGGUUAAUUUUUUCGGAUAGCCUUUUAAAUGAUGCUAGAAUAUUUAUUUAUUUUUUAUAAAUAAUGGUGUACCUGGGUUUUACGGCUGAUCUUAAAACUCUUAUUGAUAGGGUCAAGGUCUUCGGCAUUAUCAGUCAAAUUUGUAACAACUAAAAGUAAUAUUCCUUAUGAAUUUUACAAGAUGGACUAAAUUUCUAUUGGGAAGCAGGUUUUAAGAAAUUUAAUUCUAAUGGGUUAUGUGAUGGUAGAAAAGUCCUUCGUAAUUUUAAUAAAUGUUAGGUACUUAGAUUCAGCCUAUUGUACAUACAGUCCUGCCUUGAAUACCUAGGACUUGGAUAUAGUUCAAUAUAAAGCAAUAAAAUGUUAUUUAGUAACCAAUACUAAAACUAUUUUUGUGACAUCACAAAUACAUUAAAAAAAUAUGAGAUUAUCAACUGAUUGGUUUGGACAGUUGUGAACAAAUUAGACAUAAUUUAGUCAAUUUAUAUUUUAAUUAAAAAAAAAAUGUAAAAUGUUAUUAUAACUUAUUAAACUAAUUCGAAUGACUGUUCUAUAACGCAUUAGAUCAAUUAGUUGAAUGAACUAUUAACAUAUUUAAGAUCAAGUAAAACUUCAGUCUAUUACAAAGUUUAUACAUAGGAGUAAGCUUACUUACAACUAACUAUAACAUAUUUGAGACAUUCCAAAUUUUGUUACGGCAGGUUAAAAUAGAUUAUAUAACAAGUAAUUCUGGAUUAUUUCAGUUUUUUUUAAGACAUUGUGAUGCCCUUUAGAUGACGGCAUUCAUGAUCUGUAUUAACGCCAUCUAGCUAAAUAGUAGUGGCGUUUACUAGAAAAAAUAAUUGUGUACAAAUUGUAAAAGUUUAAACUCUGUUCUGUAUAUUCUGUAAAUAUUAUUUAUGUUAUGUGGUUCAUGUAUAAGUUUGCCCAUUUUAUUUGAAAAUCACAAAUGUAACCGUUGUUGUUUUAAAUAAAAAUAAUUGUCAUUUAUCGAUUGUAUAGAUUGUUUUUAAAAUUAUUUUUAAACAAACCUGUGAUUAUAUUCUGUUUUAAUAUAAAUUUAGGAACACAAUAAGUAUGUUCAUUUCAAUCUUCAAAUUGUAGUUUAGUUUUUAUAAAGCAUAUCUCAUCGUCAUAUUUAUAAUUUUUAGUUUUUAAGUCAGACAGUUGUAAGCAACUAUCUUAUUUUUUUAUCGAAUGCUCUCCCAUAAAAUUUUGAUGUAAAAUGACGUUUCAUUAUGAAUUUUAUGUUUUGGUGCUGGCUAUGGAAUGAAUAAUAAAGUCAUCACAGAUUAAAGAA